ACGAGCAGCGCCAUUCGCAGCACCGAACUAUAACUCGUAACUGGCGGCUAAGAAUUGUGCUGUUCACUGAUGAAGCAGACUGCGAUACUUGCGAGUCGCGGCUGAUCUACUUCAACCUACGCGGCCGGGGCGAGCUGAUUCGUCUUGUCUUCGCCACCGGCGGCCUCAAGCUUGAGCAAGUGCGGAUGGACCUAGGCGACUGGACCAAAAUGAAGCCUCUUAUGAAGACGGGUCAAGUGCCCACGCUGGAGGUGACCAAGUCGAAUGGUGAGAUUGAACAACUCUCGGAGAGCGGCGCGAUCGUUCGGGCGCUGGCGCGUAUGCUCGGCAUGAUGGGCGACUCCGAUCGCGACUAUUACAACAUCGAAAAGGCGUUGGGACAGAAGUAA
Messenger RNA from Protopolystoma xenopodis, 389 nucleotides. The record is from the annotation of a GenBank genome assembly. Lineage: Eukaryota; Metazoa; Platyhelminthes; Monogenea; Polystomatidea; Polystomatidae.